GGGGAACAAAAAUGUUCGUACAGACACACUGCUCAGCAGUGCCUGGUCACACUCAAAAACAGGAAAAUGGCGAACGAUACGAACAAGCUGCUGCUGUCUUCGCAGCAGGAAAAACCCAACCACUACACCUACCUGAAGGAGUUCCGCGUGGAGCAGUGCCAGUCCUUCCUGCAGCACAAAUGCAAUCAGCAUCGGCCCUUCGUCUGCUUCAAUUGGCACUUUCAGAACCAGCGGCGUCGUCGCCCAGUGAGAAAACGCGAUGGCACCUUCAACUACAGCGCCGACAAUUACUGCACCAAAUAUGACGAGACCACAGGCAUCUGUCCCGAGGGAGACGAAUGCCCCUUCCUCCACCGCACCGCCGGGGACACUGAGCGACGCUACCAUUUGCGCUACUACAAGACAUGCAUGUGCGUGCACGACACCGACAGCCGGGGCUACUGCGUCAAGAACGGACUACACUGCGCCUUCGCCCAUGGCAUGCAGGACCAGCGCCCACCGGUCUACGACAUCAAAGAGCUGGAGACCCUGCAAAAUGCCGAGAUCACGCUGGACAGCACCAACGCGCUGAACGCCCUGGACAAGGAGCGCAACUUGAUGAACGAGGAUCCCAAGUGGCAGGACACCAACUACGUCCUGGCCAACUACAAGACGGAGCCGUGCAAGCGCCCACCGCGCCUCUGCCGCCAGGGAUACGCCUGUCCGCAGUACCACAACAGCAAGGACAAACGCCGCUCGCCGAGGAAGUACAAGUACAGGUCCACGCCUUGUCCCAAUGUCAAGCACGGCGAGGAGUGGGGUGAGCCGGGCAACUGCGAGGCCGGCGACAACUGUCAGUACUGUCACACUCGCACCGAGCAGCAGUUCCAUCCGGAGAUUUACAAGUCGACCAAGUGCAACGACGUCCAGCAGGCCGGCUACUGCCCGCGCAGCGUCUUCUGCGCCUUUGCCCACGUGGAACCUUGUAUUAUGGCCGAGGAGAAGAUGCGGGAUCACGAGCUAACCCUGUGCGAGCUCAUUUCCAAUGCCUUGCCCGACUUACAGGCCCAGGAUGUGCUCCACCUGGGCGACAAUUCAUUGAACAUUGGUGGUAAUAGUACCAAUAAAAUGUUGGUAGAUGCUUUGGAAAACACGACAAAUUCCAGCAAAUUUUUAAAUUUCUCACGACCCCUGGACAGUCGUUCUUGCUCACUGGACGAUCCGCGCGAGAACUCAUUGUCGGCGAGUCUGGCCAAUACUAGCUUAUUAACACGUUCCUCGGCGCCAAUUAACAUUCCUAAUACGACUCUAAGUAACUCAAUUAACGAUUUCAACUCAGGUGGAUUCGCCGUCAACAUUCCCAGCAGCUCGCUCACCUACAGUCCCACCAAUCUCUUCAAUGUGGACGCAUUCAACUAUGGCGGCUCUAAUAAGCUCAGCAACUCUCUCUCGGCCACCCAAAACGAUAGCAGCCUCUUCUUUCCGUCUCGGAUCAUCUCGCCCGGCUUCGGCGACGGCUUGUCUAUCAGCCCUUCCGUAAGGAUAUCCGAGUUGAACACCAUUCGCGACGACAUCAACAGCAGCUCGGUGGGCAACAGCCUCUUCGAGAACACUCUUAAUACGGCCAAGAACGCGUUCAGCUUGCAGUCGCUGCAAUCGCAGAAUAAUAGUGAUCUCGGGCGCAUUACCAACGAGCUGCUCACGAAGAACGCUCAGAUCCAUAAGCUUAAUGGGCGCUAUGAGGAUAUGGCGUGUAAGCUUAAGAUCGCGGAGCUGCAUCGCGACAAGGCCAAGCAGGAGGCCCUAGAGUGGAAAGAGCGGUAUGAUCUGGCCCAGAUACAACUGAACCUCCCGGCGGAGCUGCGGGACUUGUCCAUACAGAAACUGAAGCAGUUGCAGUCGAAGCUGCGCACUGACUUGGAAGAGGUCGACAAAGUAUUAUAUUUAGAGAACGCCAAGAAGUGUAUGAAGUGUGAGGAGAACAAUCGCACAGUCACACUGGAGCCGUGCAACCAUCUGUCCAUCUGCAAUACUUGCGCUGGCUCGGUCACCGAGUGCCCCUACUGUCAGGUGCCGGUGAUCACCACCCAUACCUAGAACAUGUUCUAUCAGCAACAGGACCACAAGUGGCCCUUUGGCUGAAGAUCGGAUGUGAAUGGGGAUGCGGAUGCAGAUACCAAUGGGAAUCGUCAUGACAAUGUGUGUGACAGACACACAAAGCAAACUUUAGUCAUAGGGAAAACGUUGAAAAUUUUGAUUCGAUGAUCUGGUAGGAGUAGCCACAUACAAGUGGACGUGGUAAAGCAUAUAUUAUUUGUAUUUCCACUGUAUGCAAAUUAUGCAAAUUAUCGUCAUGAAUAUUAGCAAUUUCUAGGCACAAACUAUUAAUUGAAUUAGCUAGCUGCUCUAAAAUCUAAGUUAAACAAUUUUAUUUUUGUUUGAGUUUGUAUUUUAUUUUAUCAUUAUUAUUUUUUUUUUCAAAAACGACUACAGGAACUCUUGAAAAAGAUUUACAUUUUAUAUUUGUGUACUGUUAUGCAACACAACUCAACUCUCUUUUAAUUUUGUUUGAUAAUUUCAGUGUUUAGGCAUACUUAUUUUUGUUUAUUUCUAUCAACUCUGCACGAAUUUGCAAUAUCUCAUUUAUUUUUUACACGCACGUAUACUUUGUGUAACUUAAUUCGAAAUAUGCUACACUUUCAGUCAUAUUGUACUUUUCACUAGUAUUACUUAAGGAAUUAUGAGAACUAAACAACCGCUGUUACGAUAUGUAAUGGGUUGAAGGAUUAUGAUAAAUAUAUAAAUAUAUAUUAAUUUUUCUAGACACUUUUAGCAAUUGACUAUUAACAAAUUUAUAGAAACCAACAAAUUGAUCAUGUUAAUAAUCUUUAACAAAGUAUUGUCGCAUACAAGAGCAACAAGCAACCACAAACAAACAAACCAACAAAAACCACCAGUGAUUUUGUAUAAGCCGAUUUUCAAACUGUAUUUUAUAUGUCUGUGUUUCAAACUUGUGAAAAUAACCAAUAACUAAAAGCCAAGACAAGCGUCAUAAACUCUAUGUAACUGACAGGUCAUAACUAAUCAUAAUUUACACUUAGCUUUCUUUUCUUACAUGUUUCUUUUCUUUUUUUUUUAACUGCACAAAAGUUAUUAUAGGUGUAAAAUGGAUUUAUAACUAAUUGCGACAACGCUUUUCCUUAUUGAAAUGUUCAGUUUACUUUACGAAAACCAAGUUUAAUGGAUUAAGACACUUUGCUUUUAUUUUUGGGCGUUUUGGCGGUCUACAAACCAAUGCCAAUACUCCCAACCCAAAAAAAAAAAAAGAUUUACAAACUCACGUAUAUACUCCACUAGGUUACUUUGUGAUUUAUAUAGUGCUUUAAGUACUUACUUUGCAGCUGACUUCAGUUUUCAUUUUACUUUCAUAGUCUCAAAUAGACGCUUCCAAUGUAGUAAAAGCAAAUAAAAAUGGUCAAUGUCGGAACGUAAUAUUUAAGAUACAUAAAAUCAAGCAUUUUGCUGAUGAUGAUGGUACAAGAACGAAUAUGAAUAGAUAUAUAUUUAUGGAGCAUUUGAACGCAGACUCGAUGAGUGAUGUGUAGGAGGCAAAAAACAAUAAAAGUAACUCGAUACAGCGAAAUGAAUAGAGUUUAAUCAGAAGUGUUAGCCAGCGUUAAUGUGAAACCGUCUUCAAAAAUUGAUGUAUUUUUUUGCGUAAAAAUAAAGUUAUAAUAAAAAUAAUAAUAAACCGCUAUUGAAAGCUGUGGACAAUGUUGAAUAAGAAACAGAGACGUAUUGUUAGCUAGUUGAGUUGAAUGGAUUAAAACUAAAAUCAAAACUGGACUGUUUUGGGAAUGAAUUGAAAAUGCAACGUAACAUGCAUAGGCAUUUAUUGAGAACAAAAGCAAAACUGUAAGGAUAUACACAACAAAAUAUAUAUAUAUAUACGAACCCUAUAUACAAAAAGAAACUUCAAAUAUUAACAAAAAUUAUGUAUUACAAAGCUAACAAGCAAGGGCAGCGCAAAGGCUUUUAUCUCUGUGUGUGUUUGUACUGUGUUUUGUAGAAGCCAAACGUCAAGAAAUACAAAAUAAUAAACAUAACAAUAAUCAAAUGUGUGUUAAAUAAUAAAUGCUUUAAUAGUUUAUGACAAAGAUGUACACAAAAAAUUUAAUAACAUAAACAAGUAAAAAUCACGAAAACCAAAAAUAAUGAUGAAAAGAGACAAAUUGGUUUUAUAAUGGAGCUGUUGAGUCGCUAAUUCUAGAGCGUGUGCCAAUCCAAGGAACACGCAAACAUCUCCCAGAACACAAUCGACCUUCAUCGACUGGGCACUAAUUUAAAGGAUAACUCUUUAGGAACACUUACACGAAAUCUAUCAAUUUCCGGAUAAUCCGACCUCAAUCCAAAUCCAAAGCAAUUUUACAACAUGUCAAGGAAUCCAUUUCACGCCCGUCUCAGCUGAGAACCAGAAUCAGAACCCAGAUCGAGAAAUAUAUGUCAGUAUAUACAUAUAUAUUUAUAGAUGACACAUGUAUUUUGUAUACGCUACUGUAAGAGUGAUUUUUAUGUGAUUUUGAAACUACUUGAAUAUGUGAUCCAGAAAUAUAUAUAAAAAAAAAAAAAAAAAAAAAAAAAACCAAACAAAAAUAAAAAUACAAGUAUUUAUAUAUGAAUGCAAUCUCGCGACAGCAAUAAAACAAAUCAAAUUGUAAACCAACUUGACUUUAUGUACAACAAAAUGACAACAAGAAAUAUUAAACAAAUGUUGUAAAGCUCCAGCUCCAUUUAGAAAACAAGCGGCGAAGAGAACUUGAAUAAUUAAACGAGUUAAAAGUUAAUUGAAGACGGACAACACACAUAGAAUAUAUACAUUUUAAAGGAAUUGUCAUACACGUAGACCACAAACAACCACAAAACAAUCGCAAUGAAGAGAACAACAAACUAAAUGUCUAAAAUAUCAAAAGAAUUAGUAGCUAGCUUUUAGGGUCUCUUAACGAAAAUUAAAACUAAAUGACAAGAACGAGAAUUCACAAAAGAGCAACAUAAGCAAUGGCAAUUACUUCUCUGUAGUUCUAGAACAAUAUACAAAUUGUUUCAACUAGCUAAUAAACAAUUAACGAACAAAUUGUAGUAAACGUAACUAAAGGUUUGACACGAAUAGUUAACCGAAGGGAUAAACAACAACAACAACAACAACUCUGAACACCGAACAGGAAUUUUAAUGAUGAAAUCGCGGAGACCGAGCAACUUGCAACCGAAAGUACUGUCUUGUAUUUUAAAGAUGUCUACACAAAAAUAUAAAAAAAUAGAUUUAUGCAACUUUAUGCGAACCAAGCCCACACAGAGACACUCACAAUAAGGAGGACAGGAUAGAAACUAAGUGGAAUCAACUUGAAACCAAUAUGAAUGAAAUUAUUUUUUUCUAGAAUACUACAAAUGUGUGUCAAGACCUAAAUGAAAUAAGAACAAUUUGAAACUUUUACUAGAGAUAAACGCUGAACUAGAUUCGAAGCAAUUCGACAGCCCUACAUAAGUUAACUGAUACACCUAGCCUAGGCUAUAUGACAAAUAUAUGAAUGUACCAUUUAUGGCUAAUAGAAUAUCUAUGAAAAUUUUUACCAAUGUUUUGCGGUUCGAGUCUUGACUUAAUCUCCCCUGCGUUGCGAUCAGUAAAUAUGUAUUUCCUUUUGUUUGUAUACCUUGGCUUUUAUUUUUAUGGCGUCCGCGGAAUGAUAUUAAUACGAAUGCACUGAUAUUGGUCAGAUGUCAUAAAGCUCUCUCGACUUAUAACGUUUCUUAUCGGGGAUUAAUUGCCGCGGAAAUGCGGCCAUAGCUGUUUAUUUUUAUCACUUCACCUUAUAACAACCUUCCCCUGAAAUUAUAAAAAUUAAAUACCCAAACGACCCUUAUACGCUUCCAUAAUUUUGUUUUCAACAUUUUAGUAGUCUCGCUUUGUUUUCUCUCCCCCUCGACCGGCUAAUGUUGUAUGUUAUUGCUAAAGUUAUUAACUAAAGCUAAUAAAUGUGCUUAGAGAGAAAGACAGAACCAGCAAAUUUGUGUUGCCAUUCAAGAGCAGCAAACAAUAGACUCCGACUCAAAGAUACCCUUCCACAUUGUAGACAAUGCAACCUUAACAAAUCAAUUAUUUAACUAGUUAUGCCCACAGCGGAUAUGAAUACAAAUAUUUGAAUAUUUAUAUAUAUAUAGCAUAUUACGUAUGAUAGCAUUAUCAAAAUAUUAUCAAGCAAAUUGUGUAGCAAUUUAGUUAUGUAUUUCCGAAUCGAGAAUGUUUGUCCAAGGUGACCACAAAAGCAACAAAUGCAUCUGCCUCAAUCCGAAUGUACACACCUCAGUAUAUGUAUGUAUUUACGAUCGAUCCUAUAUGUUGGCAAUAAUCGAACCGAUAUAGCGGAAGAUGAGGGCGAGGCAGCCACUGAUGGAGUUUGUAUAUUGGCGUUUGCUAAGGAGAGUUACUACAUUGAAGUACUAUGUAAACUAUGCAAUUAACAAAUUGAUAAAUACAAAUUACUAUUUAAAAGAAAGAUUAAUAAAACCAUGUUUAAAGCAA
Molecule: messenger RNA, 6553 nt
Organism: Drosophila kikkawai
Lineage: Eukaryota; Metazoa; Arthropoda; Insecta; Diptera; Drosophilidae
Gene: unk
Product: RING finger protein unk
Molecular function (GO): metal ion binding
Source: RefSeq, a predicted model, not a curated record